Messenger RNA from Nelumbo nucifera (sacred lotus), 707 nucleotides. Its product is annotated as pathogenesis-related protein 1-like. Lineage: Eukaryota; Viridiplantae; Streptophyta; Magnoliopsida; Proteales; Nelumbonaceae. Gene Ontology annotation, molecular function: abscisic acid binding; signaling receptor activity; protein phosphatase inhibitor activity. Gene Ontology annotation, cellular component: cytoplasm; nucleus. The record is from RefSeq and is a predicted model, not a curated record. Gene Ontology annotation, biological process: defense response; abscisic acid-activated signaling pathway.
GUAUGCACUCCAUCACUCAGUGUAGCCAAGUUAAGUCCAACUUCCAUCACAACCAAGCUCCAAGCUAGUUUGAUUUAUUCUUCCCCAUCGCUCGCGGCAGAAAAUGGUUAAAGGCAGUAUCACCGAGGAGUACGUUUCCAAGGUCUCUGUGGAGAGGCUAUGGAAGGCAAGCAUUUGCGAUGCACACAACCUCAUGCCCAAAGUUGUUCCUGGCCACAUCAAAAGCAUCGAGCUCCUUGAAGGAGAUGGUGGCGUCGGCACUGUCAAGCAUUUCCACUUUACCGACGUUAUGAAGGAUUUUGAGUAUCUCAAGGAUCGCGUAGAUGUGAUAGACCACGCCAAUCAUGUAUUCAAAUCCUCUAUCAUUGAAGGAGGUCUUGUUGGUCUCAAAGUGAAGUCUUACACUUCUGAGAUUGCCCUCCAUCCUACCAGCGACGGAGGCUGCGUAGCCCGAGUGAACAUCGAGUAUGAAUCCAUCAACGACAACUUGCUUUCUGAUGAAGAUGUUGCCAGGGUUAAGGAAGGGGUCAUAGGGACCAUGAAGGAGUUUGAUGGCUACCUUUUGGCAAACCCAGAGGCAUAUGCCUAGAAGGUUCAAUGAGUAUGCUUCAUAUCAAAGUGAUCAAAAAAAAAAAAAAAAAAGAAUGUCAACCAUGUAUUGCUAUUUCUUUUUAAGUUUUAAUAUGUAUGCUUUACUAUUGUGCUGA